AUGAUUGGCAUUGGUUCCUAUGGGAAAAACAGUGAUGGGGGAAUAUUUUCCCUUUCAAAUUUUGGCAAGGCACUGUUAGCCGACAAUCUUCCCCUUCCACCCGCUUCAAUUUUAUCUGGUGCAGAGAAUCUAGGACCAAUGCCUUACGUUCUUAUAGGGGAUGAGGCAUUUCCGUUACAAGAACACAUGAUACGUCCAUAUGCAGGCCGCGGAUGCACAGAAGAUCAACGAAUCUUCAACUACAGAUUGUCUCGUGCCAGACGCUGUGUUAAAAGCGCGUUCGGAGUUUUUGGCAGCGAGGUUGAGAGUAUUUUACACAAAGAUUGGUGUUACCCUCAUACAACUAAGGACAUUGUUACGGCAACCGUUGUCCUUCAUAGCCUCCUACAGACAGACUACAGCUACACAGACAACCUCUUUCCUACAAGAGUUUAA
Dreissena polymorpha is the source of this 435-nucleotide messenger RNA. RefSeq lists its product as uncharacterized. NCBI's taxonomy places the organism in Eukaryota, Metazoa, Mollusca, Bivalvia, Myida, Dreissenidae. The coding region runs from base 1 to 435 and encodes 144 amino acids. The record is from RefSeq and is a predicted model, not a curated record. The transcript has a single exon.